AUGACUAAACAAAAAAUGAAUAAGAUUCAAAUCUAAUAAAAAAAUAAGUAAAUGAAGAUUCUACAACAGAAGAUUCUUAAAGUGAAGAAUUAAAAGCAUAAGAUAUAAUAAAUAAUGAUGAAAAUUUGUAAUAAGAAAACAAAAAAUAAUAAAGUCCUAUUAAUCUUUCUGUUGAAAAUGAUAAAUAAUCUAACGAUAAUAUUAUAUCAAACUAAAAUACAAAAAAACCUAAAGAAGAUCAAAGCAAAAUAGAUUAAUAAAAUUUUGAUAAAUCUAAACAGAAUUUGAUUCCAGU
Messenger RNA from Paramecium sonneborni, 295 nucleotides. The record is from the annotation of a GenBank genome assembly. Lineage: Eukaryota; Ciliophora; Oligohymenophorea; Peniculida; Parameciidae.